Messenger RNA from Dreissena polymorpha, 5500 nucleotides. Its product is annotated as receptor-interacting serine/threonine-protein kinase 1-like. Bases 484 to 2838 code for a protein of 784 amino acids. Gene Ontology annotation, cellular component: cytoplasm. The transcript is spliced from 15 exons. Gene Ontology annotation, biological process: signal transduction; protein phosphorylation. The record is from RefSeq and is a predicted model, not a curated record. NCBI's taxonomy places the organism in Eukaryota, Metazoa, Mollusca, Bivalvia, Myida, Dreissenidae. Gene Ontology annotation, molecular function: protein kinase activity; protein binding; ATP binding.
AUUUAUAGAAUUGGGAAUUCCAAACUUCACUAAAAUUAGGAUUUUUUGUCAAAUUUACGUCUUCACUUCAAAAGUAAAACAAAACCAUUGAAUCUGAUCGUUAGUGUAAUUGGUGUCACUGCAUCUGUCACCAACAUCAUCAGCCAGGAUCCAUCCAUCAACAAGUGUACACUCUCCGUGUGGUGGAUCCGCAGUGAUGAUCAGUCCACUACGUGUUGGUUACUGGCUUCCAGCUCCUCUCAUCUCUUCGAGACUAUAGCCAAGUGGACGCCCUUUCAGCUGAUCGCUCUAGUCUGCCCACAGCAGUCCUUCUGUCAUGGCCAUUGAGCCCCAUGCUGUCCAGCAUCUUCAAUAGUGAAUUGGCUGGGAACCCCCUUGCUCCUAUUUCAACAGGGAACAGCCAGGUUCUCCAUCCUUGUUGUCUGCAUGGGUCCACGAGAUCAGAGAAUGCCUUAAAGCUACAGUCAUAGUUGAACCAUCAUCAUGGAUGCCAAAUGUAGUGUCAAGGAAUGUGUAAAUCAAGCAGACAGACUGGACAAUGCAUACCUUUUAUGCAAAGCUGACAUUAAACAAGGUAGAGGGCUUGGAAGCGGUGGAUUUGGCAUUGUGCAUAAAGGUACCUACAAAGGGAGAGAUGUGGCAAUUAAGUUCCUUGCACCAGAGGGACGACAAUGUUCAAUGAGAGAUUUGCGAGACCUAAAAAAAGAAGCUCGGAGACUAAUUGAAGCAAGUGCUCAUGAGUAUAUUAUAAACAUCUAUGGGGCAGUGUUUGAAAACGGCAUGAACGCCAUCAUCCUUGAAUACAUGCAUUUUGGAAAUGCUGCAGAAUUCUUACAGGAUUAUCAAGUGGCACUGCCGUUGAAGAUGCGACUAGUUUGUCAGAUGUGCUCUGCUAUGAAUUGGUUGCAUUCAAAGGUUCCACCUGUGAAGCACUUAGAUUUGAAAGCAGAAAAUGUGCUAAUCAACAAUUACUUUGAUGGGAAGCUUUGUGAUUUUGGCCUGUCACACUUGAAAACUCAAACUGUUACCUUAGAAUUUGAAAGUACAAGUACAAGACGAGGUACCUUCACUCAUGUUGCCCCGGAGGUACUUAAAGAUAUCAAUCUGAAACCAUCCACAGAACAAGAUGUUUACGCCUUUGCUAUUACCACGUGGGAAAUCUUGUCAAGCCAAAAUGCAUUUGAUGGGCAGCACAGAGAUGCAGUUAUGCUGUGCGUUAAAGAUGGUCAGCGACCGGGCUUAUGCGACUUGCCUAACAACGUACCUCCAAGUAUUUGUGCUAUGAUUGCAAAGUGCUGGAAUCAGAAUCCCAUGCAGCGACCAACAUUUCAGAAUCUGUACCCUGAAUUGAACCAACUGUACUGUGAAUCCUAUGAACCAAAAGUUUUAUCAGCCUGCCAGGAGAUCAGAAGGCAGAUCUGUAAAAAAUUUGAAGAGGAACCGGAACACUAUCGGGAAGAUUAUGAGUGUACCAGUCAUUUUGACUCACAAGUCCCUUCGACUGUUAUGUUCCCUGAGUGCGAUACUGCAAGGUCAAUCACAGUUCAUGCCAAUGCCACACUGGUGGAUAGAGAUGAACACUCAGUGGACGCCCAUCCUACACUUGAUAUGCCAGCAUUGAAUUACUAUGAUGGUAUUGAUGACCAACAGAGGGACACUGACUAUGUGUAUGAGGAGGCAAUUGCAAACCUCACCAUAGAAGAUAAUCAGCCUCAGGCAAAUAUAGAUGACAAUGUGGACUCAACACGACAAACUCCAACAGUGGUUGCUAAUCAGUUUGGGGUAAUGGCCUCUCCAGACCCUGACCGUUCACAACAGAAUGUUGUUCCACAAAGAUUGGGUCCUGUAUUGGAUAAUACACCUGUUACAGCACCACGAAAUACAAGACCAGGAGUAUGGUCUAAUUUGGACAAAAGAUCUUUGCAGCUGAGAAAUGAUUACCCAAUUCAACGGAACACCACAGACGACAUUGGAAUGUCAAUUCUUGGUCAGACAAUGCCAAAUGCUAGAGUAGUACAGCCUGAUAUUCUAGGUCAACCUGCUCCAGGGCCAAUAAUACAGCCUGCAAAUCUAGGACAGUCAGCCUACAGGUCUAGAGGACAGCCUGGAAUUCUAGGACAGCCGGUCUACAUGUCUAUAGGAGAGCUUGGAAAUCUAGGACAGCCAGACUACAGUCAUAUUGGACAGCCUGGAAAUCUAGGACAGCCAGACUACAGUCCUAAUGGACAGUCUGGAAUUCUAGGACAGUCUUCUGUCCUGCAUCGUCUUGAGAGCACUGUUUCUGUGGAUCAACACCCAACAGGCAGAUCAAACUCUCAACCACAUGGGACAUCAGAAAGGGACCAUACUGGGGCCACUAUUGUUGGAGCAGCAACACCACUGGUGAUCAGUCAUAAACAUGCUGGCGGUGGCUUCACACAGAUUGAGAUCAGCCCAAACUCCAUUGUACCCCCAAACAUUCAGAUAGGCAACAACAACAAGAUGGUAAUCAAUGACAAUGGCGGCCGGAAAAGAGAAAAGCGAAGAAAGUCUUCCAGCAAGAAGUGUGAUGUUAAUAUACUAACAACAUCAGAGGCUCAGCUAACCCAAGACCAUGUGGACACUGUGGCAGCAGGCCUGGGCAAGGACUGGAAGACCCUGAGUCGACUCAAGUUGAUGCUCACUGACCCAGAGAUAGAGCAGCUAGAGCAUGACUACCAUGUGGCAGGCUUAUAUGAGAUAACCUAUCAAGCCAUUCGCCGCUGGCAACAGAAGCAGGGAAGUGCUGCAACGCAGAAGAAGAUGGCCCUGUAUUUGUGGGAGAUUGAAAGAGAUGAUCUGGCUCAACAACUUAAGUAACCAUCUGGAAGCCUGUCCAUCCUAAUUAGUGAAACACGGAACACAAUUGUAAAUUGGGGAUAAGUGCCUUCUGUGUUAAUCAUUCAAUGUUAAUUAGUUGACAUUCAUUAAGUUAAGUCCACACAGAAAAGGAAAAUUUAGAACUUGAGAAUGUUAAAGAUGAACAGUUUCUGAUCAUUUUAUUACUUAAAUGCGUUUAAUAUACAAAGGAAAGGAUUACACUUGAAAACUUUUUCCUAUCAAAAGAUAAAGCUGGGAUUAAUAUGCAGAUAGUGGCAAUGAUGUGCAAAAAGUUCUCUCCUUCAUAUGGCAAUUGCAUCAUACAUUAUUACUGUGUUAUUGUUUUUCAUUUCAUAUUUAUGGAAAUGACAGUGUUUUUUUUGCAACACUUUUUUUCAUAUGUGUACUGAAAAAAUUGUUUAGUUGUUUCAAUUCACUUGUAAUGCCAAUGUAAACAUUCAUUGUUCAUGCCUGUUGUUUUUUUUACUGGUUAAUUUAAAAUAAUAAUAUUGUUUAUAUACAUUUCUCACUUUUUAUAUACCAUUUUGAAAAAAAAGUUCAAAAAAAUAUAAUGGACACAUUUAUGUACCCUUGUACUCUAUAAGCAUUCAAUGAUUAUUUUAUUUUACUAAAGAUCUAUUGAUUUAUAUGUAGAUCAUAAUAUUAAUACUGGUACUACUUAUCGGUUUAGUUGAGGUAAUUUAAUAGUGGUAUUAAAUAGUUCAAUAUAAAAUCAAACAAGCUUCAUUGAACCUAUUACAAUAUAACUUUUAUUCUUUUAUUUAAAAAAAUAUGUUAUCAAAUUAUGCUAAAAAACCACUGAAAUUUUAAUUUAAAUCCCGACAAUGGGCUAAUAUACACGACUAUCUUGACCUAAUGUCGUGGUAACUGAAGUUGUGGUAAUUUUGUCUUUUGAAACUAAAUACUUUCCGUGAGUCUUAUUUCCACUUAGCAUUUCAUUACAGUUAAAAUAUUAAAAAAGUGAAGUAUUUAAACAACAGGAAUUGGUCUGUUUUUCAAGUAUAGUGUGGCUUAACUUGUUCAUAUGACUGAUAAACAGUACACAUAAGACAAAAGCCUUCAUUUAAGAAAACCUUCACACAUUAUCAUUUCUUAGGAACUCUUUACACAUUUCAAAUUAAAGGUGCCAUUCAAAUAGAAAUGAAACAAAAAGGUCUGAAAAUGCCCCUCCCCUUUGCGCAAUGCCUCAUUGGAAGCUGGAGCAUAUUGGAUGUAUACACGGUGUGUAAAUGUUAUGCUCUAUGCAGAUUUCUAUGUACAAUGAAACAAUUCACGAGGGUUAUUAUGUAUUUAAUGUAAGAUGUCUUGUUGUUUUUCUGUUGUGAUGAAUAUCAUACAAUUGUAAUUUUUGAAGAAACAAAAUUAUUUUGUGACAGAGAAGUAUGUGUAUAUCUAUGAAAGUUAGAUACAUCAAAAUUUCAUGAUAAAAAUGCAUUAAACAUUUUUCUAUUUAAAUUUGGUACAAAUAUCAACCUUAAAGUUGUUGGUAAUCUUUAUGAUUGAUAAUUUCAUAAUUGCUUAAUUGUUGCGCAUGUUUUGAAAAUUGUAUACAUUGACAUUGAACAUAAGAAUUUCUUUUGUACAUUUCCAUUCCAUUUUUGCCACAGUAUUAUGCAACAAUGAUUGUCUAUUUGUUUUUGCAUAUUAUGUAAAUAAUUCAAUUGUAAAUGUAUGUUGCAUAUAGGUCCUUGAAUGCUUAUUAUAUUUAGUUUCUAGAAAAAUUGUGCCAUUAUUGUAGUUUCCAGAAUAAUUGCUAAAUGAAGUUAAGUCCCCAAAAACAUGUAUUUACCAGGAUGCUUGUUACAUGUUGAAUCCAGAAUACUUGUUUCAUAGAUCCAAUAAACUUUCUUGUGUGUCCCAGAUUAUUUAUAUUACUUGUUUUUCCCAAAAAACAUGACUUGUUUUCCCAGAUUACUUGUUACAUAACUUGAAGGUCCGAGAAUAUUUCUUACAUAACGUGUUGUUCCCAGAAUACUUGUUGCAUUAUGUAUAGUUCCCAGAAUACUUGUUACAUUAUGUUGGUUCCCAGAAUACUUGUUACAUUAUGUAUCGUUCCCAGAAUACUUGUUACAUUAUGUAUAGUUCCCAGAAUACUUGUUGCAGUAUGUGAAAUUCUCAGAAUACUUGUUACAUUACUUGUAGUUCCCAAAAUACUUGUUACAUUAUGUAUAGUUCCCAGAUUACUUGUUGCAGUAUGUGUAGUUCUUUGAAUACUUUUUACACAACUUGUAGUUCCCAGAAUACUUGUUACAUUAUGUAUAGUUCUAAGAAUACGUAUUGCAUCAUGUGCAGUUCUAAGAUUGCUUGUUACUUACCUUGUUGUUUAGAGAAUACUUGUUACAUUAGGUACUUUUUGUUACCAGAAUAUAUGUUACAUGUGGUUCACAGAGAAUUGUUUUUAUGAAGUUCCAGCAAUAUUUGUUACCAGUAGUUCCGUUUUUGUUCACAAUAGUUCCCAGAAUGUGGAUGCAAACAUGUAUUUGCAUCUUUUGAAAUCAACUUUUUUAUGGAUAUUUUAACCAAUAAUGCGAAUAUCUAUAAUGUUAUUGAAGGUGAUUCAUUUAAAACGUAAAGAUGCAUGUUACUGUGAUGAAUUAUGUUAAAACUGAGACUUCAGAUACUAUUAAAUAAGAUAAAUGUC